This is a messenger RNA of Centruroides sculpturatus (bark scorpion), 758 nucleotides long. RefSeq names its product transmembrane and TPR repeat-containing protein 1-like. The record is from RefSeq and is a predicted model, not a curated record. The coding region runs from base 1 to 588 and encodes 195 amino acids. NCBI's taxonomy places the organism in Eukaryota, Metazoa, Arthropoda, Arachnida, Scorpiones, Buthidae. Gene Ontology annotation, cellular component: endoplasmic reticulum membrane. The transcript is spliced from 6 exons. Gene Ontology annotation, molecular function: protein binding; mannosyltransferase activity. Gene Ontology annotation, biological process: protein O-linked glycosylation via mannose.
AUGCUAUCUUGCUACGAUGCUAGAAAGACGGACGACACAAGACUGCAGUCUUUCUGCACCGUUGCCUUUAAUAUAUUGCCUUUUUGGGUGUUUUGUAUAGCUCAACUCCUUCUUCACCAAAGGAGUUACUCAGAAGCAGAGAAACUUCUAUUACGUUUAUCCGAAGCAGAAAAUCGUAACAGAGAAGUGUAUCAUCAACUAGCAAUACUGUACAGUCACACAAACCAAACAGCAGAGGCUCUCGAUUACAUCUUGAAAGCUCUUACUUUAUGCUCGGCGGAUGAUCGAUCUUGCGCUUCUUUACAUGCAGAACAUGCAGAUAUCUUGAAAGAUAUUAAUGAUAUGGAUGCUGCUGUUAAGAGUUACCAGAUGGCAAUACAAUUGAAUCCCAAGUUGUCUCAUGCCCACAUUAACUUAGCCGUUAUCAAACAUCUUCAGGGAAAAUGUCAACAGGCAUUGCGACAUUAUCACGAAGCGUACAUUCUGGAACCGGAUAAUCAACUUUUACUAGACAACAUGGCAAAACUUCAUCGACAAUAUUCGUCAAUGUGUCCCAUGCCAUUGGCAACAAUGUGCAAGAGUCGGUGACAGAUGUUGAUAAAGAGAAGAGUGGGACCACAACGACUAUGCAAAAAUGUAUUAUUACGUGCUGUUUGUUAAUAUUGAUAGGAAAAAAAACACGAAGAUAUAUAUAAAAAAAAGAGAGAAAAAAAAAAUACUUGCAAGAAUUGCGGUGAAUAAAUGAAUAACGUGUUCGA